Molecule: messenger RNA, 1658 nt
Organism: Galdieria sulphuraria
Lineage: Eukaryota; Rhodophyta; Bangiophyceae; Galdieriales; Galdieriaceae
Product: alpha-glucosidase isoform 2
Exons: 5
Coding region: 28-1617 (529 amino acids)
Biological process (GO): polysaccharide metabolic process
Cellular component (GO): fungal-type vacuole
Molecular function (GO): glucan 1,4-alpha-glucosidase activity
Source: RefSeq, a predicted model, not a curated record
AUUUCUGCUCUGUUGUUUGUCCAUUCUAUGUCCAACUUACUCCUUUCAAGUCAAACCAAGCUCGUUGCUUGUAUAACUGUACUUUGGUUACUACUCUUCCAUUCUUCUAAUGCCAAACAUUGGAAAGACUCAUUAGAAAGAUGGAUACCAAAAGAAAUAGAGAGAUCAUUCCAAGGGAUAUUUUACAAUAUUGAUCCACCUGGAGGUAUUCCUGGUUCAGUUACAGCGGCAGAUUCUCAUUACCAACCUGAUUAUUAUUACAACUGGAUUAGAGAUGCUGCUAUAACAAUGGAUGUCGUAGUUACUCUCUAUGAAACAGCAACUGAACCUUCACAAGUAAAAAAAUUGGAAGAUAUCCUUAAAAGUUAUGUGCAUUACAACUAUAUCAUUCAAAGGACUCCUAAUCCAACUGGAAAUUUAACAACUGGUGGUUUAGGUGCUGCACAUUAUCUUCUCAAUGGUUCCGCUUUCACUGGAUCAUGGUGUAGUGUAGAGAACGAUGGACCGGCAUUACGUGCUGUUGCAGUUAUGCGAUUUGCCAAUGAAUACUUACGUAGACAUGGUGACUUGUCCUAUGUCAAGAAAUGGAUCUUCAAUAAUGAAACGCAUCCUCCAACUACAGUUACUCGUGCAGAUUUAGACUAUAUUGCCAGAGUAUGGCCCGAUCCAUGCUGUGGCCCUUGGGAAACCUUCUUUGUUGUUCAUUUUUGGGAUCAGUUGUUGAUUCGCAAAGCUCUAUUACAAGGAGCAAAAUUCGCAAAAAUGCUUGGCUAUAUGGAUGCUUCGUCCUAUUAUUCAAAACAAGCAAAGGAGUUGACAAGUAAUAUGAGCAAAUUCAUUUCUCAAGUUCAUGGCGUUGUUCUUGAGUCUAUAGACGCUCCUCGAGAUACCAUUCAUGAGACUUUUAUCGAUACUUCGACUAUACUUGCAGUACUUUAUGGAUACAACGAUGAUGGUUUCUAUGCUCCUGAUGAUCCAUAUGUGAUGAAUACAGCCAAUUUGUUAAGACUCAUUUACAAAGAUUUGUUUCCGGUCAAUCGUCGUAGAUCACAAGAUGAAGGUGUCCUAUUUGGAAGAUUUCCAAACGGUAAGAAGAAAAUCCAAAGCAAUGGAAUAUACUUGGCUAAUAUUCUGUUAGACAACUAUGAUGGUAUUGCCACUGGAGAUGGAGUCAAAGGCAAUCCUUGGUUCCUAUGUACGUUAGGAAUGGCAAGAUACUAUUUUGAGCUAGCAAAACGCUUCUCAGAAUAUACAACAUUGACGAUUCACUCCCGAUGGAUGCUGCCUCUAUUGGCUCACCUGAGUUCCUACUCUUCCAAUCCUACACCAACAAUCCUCGGAGAAGCACCACCAGAAAAACACUUCCAAGUUGGAGAAACUCUUCAAAAAGCACAGCUCUGUCAGAUUGCUCAAGCUUUGCUCACCGAAGCCGAUAAAAUUGUUUAUGCUGUUUACCGUCACGUUCCUGAGACAGGUAUGCUCACCGAAGAAAUCAACCGUUUUACUGGCUUUGAACAAGGAGCCAAAAACCUCACUUGGAGUUAUGACUCUUUUGUUACUGCGAUUUGGAGCAGAAAUCAUUCCUUACAAACUUUCCAUAGCAAUUGUGCCUUUUAAGUAUUUUGUGUUUUCGAAAGAAUAAAAAUCGGAAAUGGAAA